This is a messenger RNA of Paraphaeosphaeria sporulosa, 544 nucleotides long. RefSeq lists its product as uncharacterized. The coding region runs from base 1 to 291 and encodes 96 amino acids. The transcript is spliced from 5 exons. The record is from RefSeq and is a predicted model, not a curated record. Lineage: Eukaryota; Fungi; Ascomycota; Dothideomycetes; Pleosporales; Didymosphaeriaceae.
AUGUUCAAGCCCACCGCCCUCAGGGCCAUGCAGCCCACCCGGAUGAUGUUCAUGCGCCGGAGCGCUCCCAUGUACAUGCGGCAAACGGCGCGCAUGAUGAAGCCCGUCCCUAAGGAAGAGCAGUCCGCUCACGGCGUCUCCCAACGUCUGCGCCAGCUCAAGAAGAUCCCCGCUGAGUUGAUCCCCCUCGGUAUCGUCCUUGCGAUUGCCGUCUUCGCUGCCAUCUUCUCGCUCGGCCGGAAGCUUGUCGUCGACAAGACGCUCCGCCUCAAGAGGCAGUCUGGACACUAGACACGAUGGACAGAUGCAAGGAAUAUUGCAGGCGGGGUAGUUGGGUCGGGGGAAGGAAAAGGCCCUCUGUACAAAGUUAGGAACAGGUCGAGAAGCCAUCGUCAGAAACUCAAAGGUCAAUUUCAUUUGUCUGGCAUACAUUAUACGUCAGGUCUUUGCCUCCGGAAUGUGAUGCUGUGAAAGAUGUUGGUAUGGUGUGAUAUCUUGGAAGACCGUGACACUUGACAACCCGUAGAGUAGCGAUUGGAUCCAG